Molecule: messenger RNA, 2154 nt
Organism: Hypoxylon trugodes
Lineage: Eukaryota; Fungi; Ascomycota; Sordariomycetes; Xylariales; Hypoxylaceae
Product: alpha/beta-hydrolase
Exons: 2
Coding region: 1-2154 (717 amino acids)
Biological process (GO): triglyceride catabolic process
Cellular component (GO): cytosol
Molecular function (GO): triacylglycerol lipase activity; sterol ester esterase activity
Source: RefSeq, a predicted model, not a curated record
AUGAUAGACCACGUGCUUGGAAAACCUUCCGUGAAGUCGCGUAGACUUCAAGUACUUGCCGUCUUGACGUUUUGGUCAUUCUACCUAUUCAAAGGUCAUCGACAUGGGCCCCCACUUAUCCGAUACCUUUCGAAAAUAUCGUCGAGAAUAUUAACAACAUGGCAAACCGUCGUAUUGACCAUGAUGUAUCUAUACGCCGCUCGGAAUUUCAGUACUCUCGUCGGACUUGCUAGUCCGGAACCAAUGGCAAAUAUGUAUGAUGCAAAAUACUUCCGUGCGACAUGGGUCUUAACUGCACUUGACGCGGGGUUCUGGACAGCUAUGAAGCUGAAGAGAAAAUGGAUACGCGAUAUAGCCAGCCUCGUAUUUUCUCUCUUCUAUCUGGUAGCAGCGGAACGUGCAGACGAAAAGGUUAGAAAGGUUAGAGGAGCCUUGACUGUCGAUCAUCUACGAGUUAGUUGGAAUAAAGGAACCUCGCCGUAUUUACGGGCGGCUCAAAACCUGAUGCGACCUCGAUUUACACGAUGGCCACCACGAGCUAUUCGGAUACCUCGACCUAAUACUAGCGAUUACAAGGAACCUGUUUCCGGUUGGUUAUAUUAUGACGGACCUAUCUCCGACCUGGAACAUAUCAAUAAGAUGAUCCUAGACAUUCCCGGGGGUGGCUUUGUGGCUAUGGAUCCACGGUGUAACGACGAUAAGCUCUUUUCUUGGGCCGGAAAGACGGGUCUUCCGGUACUUAGUCUGGAUUACAAGAAAGCACCAGAGUUUCCAUACCCAUAUGCCCUGAAUGAAUGUUUCGAUGUGUAUACGACGAUAAUUAGAAGCAAAGGAAGAUGCAUAGGAAUGUCGGGGAUAGAGAUUCCGAAGGUGGUGGUCACUGGUGAUAGUGCUGGUGGUAAUCUUGCGACAGCUACGACUCUUAUGGUAAUCGAGAGUGCGACAAACCAGCGUCAAUCGUCGAUCCAAGCGGAGUUACCAGUACCUGCUGGCCUUGUACUUCUUUACCCCGGUUUAGAUAUGAACAUCGGCAACUGGAUGUCCGACGAACAAAUGUCUCUUAUCAAAGAUCGGCGGAUGCGAGUUACGAAUAAGGAUUACCUGCGUCGGAAAAGUAUGCAGUAUAACGAUCUUGUCGGUACUCCCCAUCAAUCCGAUGACGAAGACGAAGAACCUUCCGGACCAGUUGCCGGCACCAAAUUUUCCAAAUUGGAUAUUGCCGCAAAUGACGACGGCCUUCGUAGUCCUCAACCGGAAUAUUCCCAUGCUAACCGUCAAACAUGGACGAAAUCUCAACAAUCGAUUCCUAUCACCAAUGGAGAUACCAAGUCAAUAUCGCACAGACCCGAACCCAUGCGAACGCGUUUGGCUAUGGCAUCUAUGAUAUCCUAUUUCAACGAUCGCGUUUUGACCCCCGAAAUGAUGCGCGCAAUGAUCAUUUUGUAUGUCGGACCCCACAACCGACCCGACUUUUCGCAGGAUUAUCUAUUAUCUCCCAUAUUGGCACCUGAUUUCCUGUUGCGAAAAUUUCCCAAAACAUACUUUCUCACCGGCGAACGUGAUCCUUUGGUUGAUGAUACGGUCAUCUUCGCAGGGCGUUUACGUCGUGCAAAACAAGCCUUUCAUUCUCAGCGUAGCUCUCAAGGAAUGAAAGGUUUGGACGACAUUACGGACUUCGACGAAAAGGACGUCGCUGAAGUCGUUCUAAUCCCUGGCAUCAGUCAUGGUUUCACUCAAUUCCCAACUUUGUACCCACCUGCGUGGAAACUAAUCGAUCGCUGUGCGCGAUGGGCUGUAGAUCUAUUAAAUACCGCAGAAGCACGCACGAAAUUUGAACAGCAAACACAGUCGAAACGUCAUCACAUUCGUACCGAAUCUAGCGGCGAUGAAGAUAAACCACUCGAAAUAAAUAUGACGAAACUACGAUCGAGAACCACUAGCGACGAGAAUAAGGCGAAAUCAAAAAGUCCCGAACGAGAAGAAAGCGAUACUGACAAGCCAAAUGGAAAUACGAAGAAGAAAAGAUCAAAUGGAAGAUCCGGGUUUGGACAAAAAUCUAAAAGCUUUGUAAAGCUAGAUAGUUCCGACGAUUUACUUGGACGUCGUAUGCAAGGUCUUGCUGGUCCUUUGACCGGAGCACAUGAGGAAGAUUAA